UCUAUGGAUUUUUUUUUUCCUGAUAUGUGGGUUAGAUGAACAUACAAUCUGAGCCACACAUUUUCUGAUCAAAUCCUAGAUGGCACAACAGACGGCGUUGAAAGCUACUGAUAUCAGAUUCUGCAGUUUAUCAAUCAACUGGAGAUACACUCCACAAUCCUUCUUGAUAAGCCCCGAUAAACAGAUAUUCAUGUUUUACUUUACACUCCGUCCUCCACUUACACGGUUACACUGCCAAUUUCAGCCCAAAAUGGCCUCCAUUUGCGCCUUUUCCGCCAUUACUGCCAUCGCUAUCUCUUUCCAAAAGAUUGAAUCGAUUUCAAGAACAACUAAGACUCCUUUCCCUAGUGGAAAGAAACUCAGAGUGAGAAAGUACACAGCGUCGACUACCGGAAGAUUGACUCCUGUCUGUGCCACCGCCGACCCAAAUACUCCCCUCUGGUUCCCCUACAGCACCCCUCCUCCAUGGCUCGAUGGCAGGUUUAGUAGCAAAAUAAUGUAAUGUUGAACAUUAAUUUUGUUGUGAAAAAUAGCGCAACAAAAUAAACUAAUUGCUGUGAA
Rubroshorea leprosula is the source of this 561-nucleotide messenger RNA. NCBI's taxonomy places the organism in Eukaryota, Viridiplantae, Streptophyta, Magnoliopsida, Malvales, Dipterocarpaceae. The record is from the annotation of a GenBank genome assembly.